AUGUAUAGUCUGUGUGUCACGACUUGGAAUUUCACCGAACGACAUUCCGCUGUUCCGCUGCGUGCGGUCGCGAAGCGUUUUUGCCUUUGCGAGCUUCGGUAGCCCUUUUUUUCGGUUAUCAUUGCUGGUAGAUAGACUGUUUCACUGGGAACACGUAAAAAUCAACUACUGAAAUAAAAGAAAAAAUUAGAAGCGCAACCGAGUUUUUUUUAAAGGCGAAGACGCUUCGCGACCGCACGCAGCGGAACAGCGGAAUGUCGUUCAGUGAAAUUCCAAGUUGUGGCACACGGACUAUAUUUCUCAGCAUUAUUUUUGUUCAAUUUACGAAUGAACAAUUCCUCAAUCAUUUCAUCAGUCGAAUUUCAGCACGGACACGGUUUUCGUGAGCAGCUAUGCCGAGGGAAUCGAAAAAGUUCGCAACAGCAAGGGAAAAUACGCCUUCUUGUUGGAGGAAACGACGAAUAAUUACGAAAGUGGCCGAAGGCCUUGUGAUACGAUGAAAGUUGGCCAGAAUUUGAACACGCUAGGCUAUGGAAUCGCGACGAAAAUCGGGAAUCCGUUAAGGUUUGCAAAAUGUUGAUUUCGGGGUUCAAUUUGUCAAUUUCACGUCAAAAAUGUCUCUUGUAAGUUUUUCCCGGCGAAGGUAGAUCAUGGUAACUAUCCAUGCGCUUCCAUAAAAGCCCCAUUUUAUUUCUUAUUUGCUUUUCUCUUAUAAUUCGUCGAUUUUAAGAAAAUGUAAAAACAAUGAGAUUAAUGUAAACAACAAAUAAAUUCAAUAGGAACAGAAAUAACUCACCAAAUAAGGCUCUUAUUAAAGGCGCAUGUAUGGCGGCCAUGACCUACCAUCGCCGCGCAAGUUAAACCGCCCGUUCGCUGUCUCAAGCUAGCAGUGAACGGGCUAUAUCUUGAGAAAAUAUUCUAUACGACUGUCUUAAUUUUUUUCAACCAUUUUGAAAGAAAUUUGCAGGAUGUCAUUGAACCUGGCGAUUCUCUACCUACAAGAAAAGGGAGAACUGAAACGGCUAGAGAAUAAAUGGUGGCUCGAUCAUGGACAGUGCGACACGGGAAUUUCGGUGAGAAGUUGUCGAAAAAAAAGACGGUACUUUUUUUUUCAGGAAGGCGGCAACAGUUCCUCCUUGAACUUGUCCAAAGUGGCAGGAAUCUUCUACAUUUUACUCUCCGGAAUGGUUAUUUCGAUGCUGACGGCCCUUAUUGAGUUCCUCAUUCGGAAGAGCAAGGAGAAGCGCGAGAAGGAAAAGGUUCUUUAAAAAUUAUUCCGAAGUACAAUUUUUUGUGAAGACUCGACAACGGUCCGUUCGUCCGGCAGUCCAACUAGCGGUCCAAAAGACGGCUCGAAGGUCGAAAUCUGAGGACAAUACUCGACUUUCAACCCUUUUCUGA
Molecule: messenger RNA, 1401 nt
Organism: Caenorhabditis auriculariae
Lineage: Eukaryota; Metazoa; Nematoda; Chromadorea; Rhabditida; Rhabditidae
Source: the annotation of a GenBank genome assembly